CCUCCGGUGCAACACGCGCUGCGUAUCCACUGCGACCCGCAGCUCACACGCAACUUUCACAAGUUCAGUCAAGAGAGUUCUGCUUUGCCAGAAUCAGCAUCAGCAGGAAUUUACCGACAUGCCAAAUUCCGACAGAGUUGUGCUCGCUCUUGGCGGGACAGGAACGGUGGGCUCUGGAAUUGUAAAAGCGCUUCUGGACAGAGGUUUCAGAGUGGUGGUCGUGUCCAGAGACAGUGGCAGACUGGAGAAGCUGAAGAGCUUUGUCUCCCCGUCCAGCAGAAGCAACCUGAUCACAGUGCAAGGGAACGUGGGGUCGGAGGAGGAGGCGGAGCAGGUGAAGCGAGCCGUGGAGGAGGCGGCGGGGAAGGUGACGGACGUCGUCUCGUCUCUGGGCUUCAGCUGGUGGCAGGGCGGGCCCCCGCACACCCAGACCCUCAAAGAGCUGCACUGGGUCCUGGAGACUCUGGUCCUCAGCACCUUUGUGUCCUGGAAGGCCUUCUUCCCCCUGGUGAGAGACAACCCCAGCAGCACCUACACCUUCAUCACAGGGGGCGCUGGUGAUAAGCUGCUGAUGCCGGGAACAGGGUUCCUGACGGUGGGGGCGGCGAGUGCGCUGGCGUUCUGCCAGGUUCUACGGGAAGAGUAUCCGGAAGUGCCCUGCAAACUCAACCAGGUGAUAAUCAACGCAGGUGUGGCCUCCCCAGACCGCCUGGCCCCCGGUUACCUGAACCACCUGGACCUGGGGGAGACGGUGGCCACGCUGGUGGAGAGGCGGAGCUCCUCCCACACCGUCUUCACCGUCCAAUCCCCUUCCGACCUCAAAGCCAUCCUCCUGGAGGGAAACAUGUAGACCCGCCCCGCCCUGCUCCGAAACCCACUACACCCUCAGACCCAAUACACACAUGCCACCCCCCACCCCUGAUUCUGCCUGCACGUACGCCAUCGGGCAAGUCAACCCCUUGCCCUGAUCAGCAUAGUCACAUCCGUGCGGAUGGUCUACAGCCCCGUCAGCCUGUCAGAUGCUGUUUAGGGCAUCGCACAGUAUUACUCGCUGAUCUCUAUGUUUUAUUGAGAGAGUGCAGCUCUGUAUAGGGCAUCACAUCUUGUCAAUGCAUAGGGCAGUCCUGGGUAAUGUCGAUCAUUCCACAGGGCAAUCCUGGGUAAUGUCGAUCAUUCCACAGGGCAAUCCUGGGUAAUGUCGAUCAUUCCACAGGGCAAUCCUGGGUAAUGUCGAUCAUUCCACAGGGCAAUCCUGGGUAAUGUCGAUCAUUCCACAGGGCAAUCCUGGGUAAUGUCGGUCAUUCCACAGGGCAAUCCUGGAUGUCUCUGACAUUCCGUAGCGCAAUCCUGGAUGUCUCUAACGUUCCAUAGGGCAAUCCUGGCUAAUGUCUGCCAUUCCAUAGGGCAAUCCUGGGUGUCUCUAACGUUCCGUAGCACAAUCCUGGAUGUCCUCUAACGUUCCAUAGGGCAAUCCUGGCUAAUGUCUGCCAUUCCAUAGGGCAAUCCUGGCUAAUGUCUGCCAUUCCAUAGGGCAAUCCUGGGAAACGUUUCUGUGUUCUGGUGACCACAAGCCUGUUUCAGGGGGCUGCUCACGUUCUCCGGCUCCUUAUUCGGUUGUAACCUGUGCCCCCCUCUCCCCUUCCUGAGAAGAAUCAAUCUUACACUCAUCCCCACCCUUUCAGUCUGCAGCAGACAACCCUGCUGGCAGAGGAAAACGUAUUCAUGUCUUAAUUGUAUCUGUAAGGAGAAAGAUGAUACAUGUGGUUUCUGGUUUAGUAAAUAAACAACUGUGCUGUCUAACCUC
Anguilla anguilla (European eel) is the source of this 1804-nucleotide messenger RNA. RefSeq lists its product as uncharacterized. Bases 119 to 850 code for a protein of 243 amino acids. Gene Ontology annotation, molecular function: 2,4-dienoyl-CoA reductase (NADPH) activity. Gene Ontology annotation, biological process: fatty acid beta-oxidation. Lineage: Eukaryota; Metazoa; Chordata; Actinopteri; Anguilliformes; Anguillidae. The record is from RefSeq and is a predicted model, not a curated record. The transcript is spliced from 6 exons. Gene Ontology annotation, cellular component: mitochondrion.